Dermochelys coriacea (leatherback sea turtle) is the source of this 3982-nucleotide messenger RNA. It is a transcript of the gene CLN6, whose product is annotated as CLN6 transmembrane ER protein. The transcript is spliced from 7 exons. NCBI's taxonomy places the organism in Eukaryota, Metazoa, Chordata, Testudines, Dermochelyidae. The coding region runs from base 100 to 1053 and encodes 317 amino acids. The record is from RefSeq and is a predicted model, not a curated record.
CUCCCUCCCUCCCUCUGGGGCGGGGGCCGGGCGCACGGAGCCCCGGGCUGCGGCCAGGGCCGCUGCGAGGGGAAGCGGAGCCGCCAGCGAGCCGGGCACAUGCAGGGCUCGGCGCGGAGGCGGCAGUUCCCGCCGGCGGCCCCGGGCUCCCAGCAGCCGGGCGGCUCCUUCUACCAGGGCAGGCAUGGAUCAGCCAAGAAUGAAGACACGUUUAAGACUUCUCAGUUUCAUUUUGACCUGUGGUUCUACUUCACUCUACAGAACUGGGUGUUGGACUUCGGCCGUCCAAUAGCUAUGAUUAUUCUACCUUUAGAGUGGUUUCCAUUAAACAAACCUAGUGCAGGAGAUUAUUUCCAUAUGGCUUACAAUGUUAUCACACCAUUUCUUCUUUUAAAGCUCAUUGAAAGGUCCCCUAAGACCAUGCCCAGAUCAGUGGUCUACGUCAGCAUCAUCGUGUUUGUCAUGGGAGCGAGCAUCCAUCUGGUGGGCGACUCUGUCAACCACCGUUUGAUUUUCAGUGGGUACCAGCACCAUCUGUCCGUAAGAGAGAACCCAAUCAUCAAAAACCUCAAGCCAGAGACACUGAUUGAUUCUUUUGAGCUGCUGUACUACUACGAUGAACACUUAGGGCAUUCAAUGUGGUAUAUUCCUUUCUUUCUCAUACUCUUUAUAUAUUUUACCGGCUGCUUCACACCCAUUAAAGAAGAGAGCAGAAUGCCAGUAGCCGCCUUGCUGCUUAUGGGGCCAAGCAGCCUUUAUUACUGGUAUCUUGUGACAGAAGGUCAGAUUUUCAUCCUCUACAUUUUUACGUUCUUUGCCAUGAUGGCUUUAGUCGUGCACCAGAAACGGAAAGGACUGGUCUUGGACAGCAACGGACUCUUCCUCUUCUACUCUUUCAUUAUUACAUUGGUCUUAAUUGGCACUUGGGUGGCUUGGCUGUGGAAUGACAAAACCCUCAGGAAGAAGUAUCCUGGCGUCAUUUACAUUCCAGAGCCCUGGGCCUUUUAUACCUUACACCUGAGCAAUCUCCAUUCGGCAAGGGAAGGUUUUUAAGUGACGAUAUCCUCGGAGUGGUUUGCAGACAGAUCUCUCAUUUUUCCUAAUGUGAGUAAGUUUCAGAUCAGUUACUGACUGCGGUAGCUGGACCGCGUGCUGUAUGCAAACCGAACCCGGGGGCAGGGCUUUGUUUGAAUUGGAGGGGAGGGGUUAAGUCCGCUGUGAAAUACUUACACUAGUGCGUUGGAAGUUACUUUCCAACGCUGCCGUUCUACACGUUCUAGUUUGCGUUCAGUGCCGGUACAUAACUGACCUUAGUGGGAGCACUGACAGAUUUCAGUCGGUAUCCAAACAGACUGCAGGAUGGCAUGUUGUACAGUAAAACUUCGUCCUGUUCUAGCACGUGGUGGGGCAUUUCCCCCCAGUCUUUGGUAAAGGGCCAGGCUUUCCUUUCUGAGCUGAACGGGGGAAGUGCUCUCAUUCCUGGACCUCUGGAACAUGGCAUGCAAUGACUUUAGAGCAGAGGUUCUCAAACUGUGGGUUGGGACCCCAAAGUAGGUCGCAACCCCAUUUUAAUUAGACUGGCUGGGGUGCGGGGCCAAAGCUGAAGACUAGUGCUGGAUAGCGGGGGCUCAGGAUAUAGGCCUCCCUGGCCGGGGCUGAAGCUCCAGGUUUUGGCACCCCCCACCCCCAGCACGGGGUGGCAGGGCUCAGGUUUUGGCUUUGGCCCUCCCACCCAGGACAGCGAGGGCUUGGGCGGGCUCAGGAUUUGGUCCCCCCUGUUGGGGUCAUGUAGUAAUUUUUGUUAUCAGAAGGGGGUCACGGUGCAGUGAAGUUUGAGAACCCCUGCUUUAGAGAGCCCUCCUCUUCUGAACCUGGCACAGUCGAGCGAUCCAACAUCUUGGCAUGGGUCAUUGAAUUCAUCCCCUCCUCCCAUACUACGCAAAGGCAUCAUGUAAGGGGCUGCAUGGGACUUGGAGGGGGCAGGGCAGUUCAGCCUACACUUGGCAGCUGCUCUUCCAGUCUGGAACAGGGGCUGCAACUGUGAGUGCCACUUACACCAGGGGUCAUGGGCAUUUGUGUAUUUUAGAUCCAUGGCCACAGUCUCACCACCCCGAUCCAUGCACUAGGCUCUGGUAUUGUGCACAGUUAAUGUUAACAGAGAGAAAGUGAAACUAACCAUCUUUGCACAAGUAAGUUACACAUUCCUCAGCUGCUUUAAAGCAGAGAACACCCCCGCAACGUGAACCAGGAACCAAAGAGCAGAUGCGUUUGGCAGCUCACUGUGUUUCUGAUCACAGGUGCUCAGCAGGUUAGGAUUUAAGGGAUAGCACCCUUUUGCCCCCUGGAUCCCGCUGCUAUGCACGGUGACUCUCACGGGCUGGCUUUAGUUCCUCCUGCCCAUUGUGGAUUUGGACUUCACGACUGUGCUGAACACUCUCAGGGAGGGAGACCUGCUAACACCACAGCAACGAGGGGCAGGAGGAUUGGUCAGACCACCCCAAGCUAGGCAGGACUGGGGGUUAGGGGGGCUGCCCAAAGCCUCCCUGGGCUAAUGAUCUGGCUCACAAACCCUUCCCUCGCCCAGCUAUUUCCACCCCACUCACCCCAAUCUUUCCCCCCAGCCCAGCUGUUCCCCACAUGCUUGUACUCCUGGGUCUUUCCGCUCACUCCUCUCCCAUCAUCCUCUUCCCAGGCAGGGUAGGGGCUGAUCUCUGGAGUCGUCUCUUUCUCAGCUCCCUCCUGGACCCUGGCAUCCCCCAGAGGGGAGGAGAGAGGGCUGCAGGUCCUGCCUGGUAUGGGGACUGGUGCAAUAGCCAGAUUCUGUCUGCACCCCUCCCCUCUUCCACUGCUGCCUGCUGAUUCUGCAGGUGCCCUUCAGCUGUUCCCCACUGACAGUACAUCACUAUAGGCUUAAAAAUAGUACCGGGUUUGAAGAAACGCCUGCACUGUAGCCCCCUAUUACCUGUCAGGAUAAUCACAACUACAUUAGCAGGCCAAGUGCGUCGCUUCGACUCAGUGAGAAUUUAACAAAUAGGUUUGACUAGAUUCCCAUCUCAGGACAGGACCGGAGUAGCCAGGGAUCCUUUUAAUCUCCCCUCUCACCCAAACUCCUACCUUUGUUUCCUCACUCUCAAGUUAUACAGUACUAAUGCAGACUUUGAUUUCCUUUCCUGGAAGCCUUUAACUAAAUAAAGCAGGAAUGCCCCAGCCCUGCUCAGUUUUAACCUACCUGCAGCCGAGAUGGAUUUCAAUGCAUAUCUGCCAGUUCUUCAGCAUAUCCCCCUGCCUGGCAGCAUGGCACGGGGCUCUCCAUUCGCGCCAGGUUCUGAUCGCCAUCUGUGUCUGCUGGUAGCAGUGAGACUUGGCGACCUUCAGUGCUGCGCAGGAUCAAGACCAAAGGGUGUCUCUCUGCAGCUUCUUUGCUCCGCAGAGCUCAAGGGAAGACUCAUUUUGCUGGCGGGACAGCUUGCCGAUAACUCUGUGAUGUGAAGCAGGCAAACCUGCAAAGAUAAGAGACACCGGCGUCAGUUCUUGUACCUGGCAGCUCCCUGGUUCUGCGUUUCUUUUCAGGCGCCCCAAAAUGAGACCUGUUCAGUGAACAUUCAGUUGCAUUUGGCAGCUUGUUCAGCACAAUCUAAUGACCCCUUGAGUGGAAAGUGUCUAGGCAAGUGUAGACCGUACUGGACUUUGGUGACUCACCCAGGCUCCUCCAUUAUUUUUGCAUGCUACAUCCAGUCUGGUGUCUUUCGCACCUUAUGUCCUUUGUAACACAACUCGCUAAUUCUCUUCUGAUACUCAGGUAGCAAACAAUGCAAUAGGUAUGCAGAAUCUUUUUGAACUAAAGCUGGUUUUUACCUCCUGGAAUUCUUUGGCUAAAUCCUUGUUAUUUAUAUCCGUCACAUCGUAUUACACCCUAGUGUGGCACAGCCCAAGUGUAAAUGAAGUGUUCUUCACAAAACAAACCCCAAAAUAAAAGCAUUUG